UGUAGACCCGACGCAUUGGCCUUUCCGAACCCCUUAUUUCUUCCAUUAAUUUUUUUUCUUUGCUUCUUUUCAACUUGGGCAACAAGCGAUGAACUCGUUAAAUCAAGUAGACGAACUUGUCAAAGAGUAUCUCUUGUUUCGCGGCUUUACCAAUACGUAUCGAGCUUUUGAGAAUGAGUGCCGCGUAGACAAGGACAAAAGUUAUCAGGUCGACAAGAUUCUCGACGAGUUGCUCGGUUACAUAUCCAAUAGCGAUAUUCAGCGUUUGAUCGAUUAUUACCGGUAUCUCGAUUUACGGUUUUUCUCGCGUCUGGAUAGUCGGUUUCAGCGCACGGUCAAAAAAUUCGAACUAUGCUUGUUGCGGCAUUAUCUGGUUUAUGCAAUACAACAUAAAAAACGUGACAAGGUGAUCGAGUUCUUUGAUCUCUACGGCCCUGAUUUACACGGCAAGCCCGAAUGGUCGCAAUGGUUCGCUUUGCCCUAUGUCAAGAAUCCGGCCACCGAUCCAACGUUUGAAACGUUCUUUUCGAAACAAUGGACAGACAAUUAUAUGAUAUCCUUACACAAUUUCCUGGCAACGACCUUCCAGUUUAUGCCUUUACCGAGUUUGUUAUCGUUCAACAUGGAUCGCGUUCAACGAAAAGUGCAGCAGACCGAAAUUGAAUCUCUGAAAAGUACAAUAGAAAACAUGAAAGCAGCUGCCGAAGCACGUGAAAACGAAGUCGCAAAGUUAAAGCACGAGGUUGCUGAAACUCGGCGUGAAAUGACAGACGGUAUCACCUUAAUUCGAAGGAGAGCUGCAUCUAUGACCAACGAGUUAAAGGCUGGUAACGGUGCAACAAAAUCCAAAUCGGCGUCGACUGACAAAGCCACAAGUACCAUCACAACAAUGAUGGCCGGUGGCGGCAGUAGUAUGGACAAGGCGGCAGCAACUUUAUCGGUGAACCAAGGAUCUUCUCCGUCGGAUCCAAACGGUAGCGCAGGCUCGGAUGUGAUUAUUGUGGAUGACGAAGAACCAUUUGUCGUUGUCAGCGAGGAAGAGUAUUCAGAGCACGCGUCCGCUAUUACUCAUGCAAAGUUCUCCAGCGAAGGCAAUCUCAUAGCAAGCUGUGACAUGGAUAAUAUUGUGAGAAUUUGGAGUCACAAGGGCCAAUCAUUCAACCCAGUGAAAAUCAACAACAAUUCCUCCAACAUUUUAUCCUUGGAGUGGGAAGCUCGCUCAGACCGUUUCCUAUUUCUCGGUACGGAUGUCGGAACCAUCCGAGUAUACAACGUGGAAAACAAAUCCAUAGUCCAAGAAUUCAAUAUGGAUUCCAAAUAUCCUUGGGUUACACACCUUUCAUGCAGUCCUGUCGAGCCAAUCUUCGUUUGCGCUGGAACGGGAAGCAAACUUUCUGCAGAAAACAAGAACCGACCAGGCGCUUUAGUUGCAUGGAGUAUGAAGAGUAUGACUGACAUUGGAACGUUCCGCUUUGAUUCUGCUGAGGAAGAUACUGGUGCGGAUAUCAACACAAUAACCUUGAAUCAUAAUGGUCAGAUGCUUGUUUCUGGAGAUCAUAAUGGAUUAGUGCGCAUUUUUGAUGUACGAAGCAUGAAAUCUAUUAUGGAAUGGAAAGACCCAUCUAAUCGACCCUGUUGCGUCGCCCAGUUCAGUUUUGACGAGAAUUCGAUCUAUACCGUCGAUUACAGCGGCCAGCUUUCACAGUGGUCCAUCCAUAAGCGUGGUGCUAGUCUAUCACAAACACAACUUGCAGGUUUUCCGCCACCUGCGGCAUUCCCAUCACCUGGUGGAAGUGAUUCUAUUGACUUGACGAGCAGCCAUUCAACUAGUACGAAAAAGCCAUCAGCAGGUGGAACAAAUACAGCAGCUGCAACACUCCCACCACGUCCAAAAUCGAAUCCAUCCACGUCCUCACGAUCUCGUCUUUCAAUCUCAUCCAGUCGUUCUACACGUUUACCCAGAAUUGCUGUGGAUGACAGCGUCACACAGUCCUUACUUUCCGUUUCUCCCCGACCUCAAAUGGUAGCAUUUAGUGCAGAUACCGACUUUUGUCUAUGUGCAUCAUCCUCGCUACUUGAUCUUAGCAGAGGCGUGAUUGCUUCGUCAUCUUCAUCGGUAUCGUCUUUGUCAUCAAUGAUGUCUGAGAAUAACGGCAACAACAGUAACAGCAAUACAACAACACAAGGAACCAUUUAUCGGGUUGCGGAUGGUCGACCGUCGCUACAAUUCGGUUAUCAGCCUAUUUAUCAAAAGCUGACAACAGUAGAUUGGACCAGCUCAUCUAAUACUUGCUUACUAGGCAGUGUAGAUGGCAGUGUCAAGGUCACCAAUCUGAUUAAAGUAUAAAAAACCCACCGCAUACCAUUGUAUUGUAGUAUACAGUAGUUGUACCUUUUCAAACAUCCCUUUUCUUUUCCUCCUAUUGCUUUUAUAUAUGAUACCUUUUCUUUUUUCCUCCAACGCGAACCCUUUAUAUAUCCUUCCCCUCACCUUCGUAUCUCAAUAUAGCCUCGUUGUAUGCUAUGUACUGUACAUUAGUAACUGCUCCUCUAUUCACUUGUUGAAUGUCUUUCACAAAGAUUCAAGUUACGAUCCACCUGUAGCGCAAUAGGAGGGUUAGGUUUCAAAGUCCUCGGCAGUAGUAGUGAUGGUAUCACCCAAUCCUGGAUAAUGUCUUUUGAAACUUUCGAAUACAUGUCCUUAUGUAGAUGGUCGAAGAACACUAUAUACUGUAAUUACAAG
This is a messenger RNA of Zychaea mexicana, 2743 nucleotides long. Its product is annotated as WD40-repeat-containing domain protein. Gene Ontology annotation, cellular component: early endosome membrane; extrinsic component of endosome membrane; late endosome membrane. Gene Ontology annotation, molecular function: protein binding; phosphatidylinositol 3-kinase regulator activity. Lineage: Eukaryota; Fungi; Mucoromycota; Mucoromycetes; Mucorales; Lichtheimiaceae. The coding region runs from base 89 to 2347 and encodes 752 amino acids. The record is from RefSeq and is a predicted model, not a curated record. Gene Ontology annotation, biological process: early endosome to late endosome transport. The transcript has 13 exons.